AUGCAAGCUGAUGGAAAAGAUUAUGCGAAAAAGCUAGAGGAACAUCUGGAGCGGAAGAAUCCCCGCGCCGUCAACAGUCCCCACCCCGUCAACAGUCCCCACCCCGUCAACAGUCCCCACCCCGUCAACAGUCCCCGCCCCGUCAACAGUCCCCACCCCGUCAACAGUCCCCGCCCCGUCAACAGUCCCCACCCCGUCAACAGUCCCCACCCCGUCAACAGUCCCCACCACGUCAACAGUCCCCGCCCCGUCAACAGUCCCCACCCCGUCAACAGUCCCCGCCCUGUCAACAGUCCCCACCCCGUCAACAGUCCCCAUCCCGUCAACAGUCCCCACCCCGUCAACAGUCCCCACCCCGUCAACAGUCCCCGCCCCGUCAACAGUCCCCACCACGUCAACAGUCCCCGCCCCGUCAACAGUCCCCACCCCGUCAACAGUCCCCGCCCUGUCAACAGUCCCCACCCCGUCAACAGUCCCCAUCCCGUCAACAGUCCCCACCCCGUCAACAGUCCCCACCCCGUCAACAGUCUCCACCCCGUCAAAAGUCCACGCCCCGUCAACAGUCCCCACCCCGUCAACAGUCCCCACCCCGUCAACAGUCCCCACCACGUCAACAGUCCCCACCCCGUCAACAGUCCCCACCCCGUCAACAGUCCCCACCCCGUCAACAGUCCCCGCCCUGUCAACAGUCCCCACCCCGUCAACAGUCCCCAUCCCGUCAACAGUCCCCACCCCAUCAACAGUCCCCACCCCGUCAACAGUCCCCGCCCCGUCAACAGUCCCCACCACGUCAACAGUCCCCACCCCGUCAACAGUCCCCUCCCCGUCAACAGUCCCCACCCCGUCAACAGUCCCCGCCCCGUCAACAGUCCCCGCCCCGUCAACAGUCCCCGCCCCGUCAACAGUCCCCGCCCCAUCAACAGUUCCCGCCCCGUCAACAGUCCCCACCACGUCAACAGUCCCCGCCCCGUCAACAGUCCCCACCACGUCAACAGUCCCCGCCCCGUCAACAGUCCCUGCCCCGUCAACAGUCCCCGCCCCAUCAACAGUCCCCGCCCCAUCAACAGUCCCCGCCCCGUCAACAGUCCCCGCCCCGUCAACAGUCCUCGCCCCAUCAACAGUUCCCGCCCCGUCAACAGUCCCCACCACGUCAACAGUCCCGGCCACGUCAACAGUCCCCACCACGUCAACAGUCCCCGCCACGUCAACAGUCCCGGCCACGUCAACAGUCCCCACCACGUCAACAGUCCCCGCCCCGUCAACAGUCCCCGCCCCGUCAGCAGUCCCCGCCCCGUCAACAGUCCCCACCACGUCAACAGUCCCCGCCCUGUCAACAGUCCCUGCCCCGUCAACAGUCCCCGCCCCAUCAACAGUCCCCGCCCCAUCAACAGUCCCCGCCCCGUCAACAGUCCCCGCCCCGUCAACAGUCCCUGCCCCGUCAACAGUCCCCGCCCCAUCAACAGUCCCCGCCCCAUCAACAGUCCCCGCCCCGUCAACAGUCCCCGCCCCGUCAACAGUCCCCGCCCCAUCAACAGUUCCCGCCCCGUCAACAGUCCCCACCACGUCAACAGUCCCGGCCACGUCAACAGUCCCCACCACGUCAACAGUCCCCGCCACGUCAACAGUCCCGGCCACGUCAACAGUCCCGGCCACGUCAACAGUCCCCACCACGUCAACAGUCCCCACCACGUCAACAGUCCCCGCCACGUCAACAGUCCCCGCCCCGUCAACAGUCCCCACCACGUCAACAGUCCCCGCCCCGUCAACAGUCCCCACCACGUCAACAGUCCCCGCCCCGUCAGCAGUCCCCGCCCCGUCAACAGUCCCCACCACGUCAACAGUCCCGGCCACGUCAACAGUCCCCACCACGUCAACAGUCCCCGCCACGUCAACAGUCCCGGCCACGUCAACAGUCCCCACCACGUCAACAGUCCCCACCACGUCAACAGUCCCCGCCCCGUCAACAGUCUCCACCACGUCAACAGUCCCCGCCCCGUCAACAGUCCCCACCACGUCAACAGUCCCCGCCCCGUCAGCAGUCCCCGCCCCGUCAACAGUCCCCACCACGUCAACAGUCCCCGCCCCGUCAACAGUCCCUGCCCCGUCAACAGUCCCCGCCCCAUCAACAGUCCCCGCCCCAUCAACAGUCCCCGCCCCGUCAACAGUCCCCGCCCCGUCAACAGUCCCCGCCCCAUCAACAGUCCCCGCCCCGUCAACAGUCCCCACCACGUCAACAGUCACCACCCCGUCAACAGUCCCCGCCCCGUCAACAGUCCCCACCCCGUCAAGUCCCCACCACGUCAACAGUCCCCGCCCCGUCAACAGUCCCCACCACGUCAACAGUCCCCGCCACGUCAACAGUCCCCACCACUUCAACAGUCCCCGCCACGUCAACAGUCCCCACCACGUCAACAGUCCCCGCCACGUCAACAGUCCCCGCCACGUCAACAGUCCCCACCACGUCAACCGUCCCGGCCACGUCAACAGUCCCCGCAACGUCAACAGUCCCCGCCACGUCAACAGUCCCCACCACGUCAACAGUCCCGGCCACGUCAACAGUCCCCGCCACGUCAACAGUCCCCACCACGUCAACAGUCCCCGCCACGUCAACAGUCCCCACCACGUCAACAGUCCCCGCCACGUCAACAGUCCCGGCCACGUCAACAGUCCCCGCCACGUCAACAGUCCCCGCCCCGUCAACAGUCCCCGCCCCGUCAACAGUCCCCGCCCCAUCAACAGUCCCCGCCACGUCAACAGUCCCCGCCCCGUCAACAGUCCCCGCCCCGUCAACAGUCCCCGCCCCGUCAACAGUCCCCGCCCCAUCAACAGUCCCCGCCCCGUCAACAGUCCCCGCCCCGUCAACAGUCCCCGCCACGUCAACAGUCCCCGCCCCGUCAACAGUCCCCGCCCCGUCAACAGUCCCCGCCCCGUCAACAGUCCCCGCCCCCUCAACAGUCCCCGCCCCGUCAACAGUCCCCGCCCCGUCAACAGUCCCCGCCCCGUCAACAGUCCCCGCCCUAUCAACAGUCCCCACCCCGUCAACAGUCCCCACCACGUCAACAUGGUUGGUCAGGAUAA
This is a messenger RNA of Procambarus clarkii (red swamp crayfish), 3078 nucleotides long. Lineage: Eukaryota; Metazoa; Arthropoda; Malacostraca; Decapoda; Cambaridae. The record is from RefSeq and is a predicted model, not a curated record.